This is a messenger RNA of Phacochoerus africanus (Common warthog), 1839 nucleotides long. RefSeq names its product dynein 2 intermediate chain 2 (gene DYNC2I2). NCBI's taxonomy places the organism in Eukaryota, Metazoa, Chordata, Mammalia, Artiodactyla, Suidae. Gene Ontology annotation, molecular function: dynein heavy chain binding; dynein light chain binding. The transcript is spliced from 9 exons. The record is from RefSeq and is a predicted model, not a curated record. Gene Ontology annotation, biological process: intraciliary transport. The coding region runs from base 122 to 1735 and encodes 537 amino acids. Gene Ontology annotation, cellular component: ciliary plasm; cytoplasmic dynein complex.
AGGCGCUCUGACAAAUUCAAAAAUGGCGCCGAUAGCCUCAUCUCCUCAGUCUUCCGCUCUGGAGGCGCAGGGACGAAGGUCGCGUCGGAGUGCGCCGGCGUAAGGAGGCGGAGCCGUCUCCAUGGCAACCUGCGCGCUGAGAGGGCAACUCUUCCCGGCGGGAAGGGCGGGUGCUGAGGCGCUGGCGACCCGCGGGAUUGCGAGUCCCGAGGGGCCCGAGCGGCCCGGGCCGCUGCAGGACGAGACCCUGGGCGUAGCGUCGGUGCCUUCGCAGUGGAGGGCCGUCCAGGGCAUCCGCGGGGAGACGAAAAGCUGUCAGACGGCCAGCAUUGCCACCACUGAAGCGUCCGCCCAGACCUGGAAGCAUGCAGAUGCCGAGGUGCAGACCGAGGCCCCCGAGCCAGUCAGCGUGCCCUCCUCUGUGUCCUGGAGCGAUGGCCCCGGGCUCGCAGCCUUUCUCCGGAGAGUGGAGCCCAUGGUUACUCGAGAACUGAACAAGAACUGGCAGAGCCAUGCAUUUGACGGCUUCGAGGUGAACUGGGCGGAGCAGCAGCCAACGGUGACCUGCCUGCAUACCCUGGGCUACCCUCCAGCCCAAGCACAGGGUCUGCAUGUGACCAGUGUCUCCUGGAACACCACGGGCUCUGUCGUGGGCUGUGCCUAUGGCCGGCUGGAUGAUGGUGACUGGAGCACGCUGAAGUCCUUCGUGUGUGCCUGGAAUCUGGACCGGCGAGGCCUGGAGCCCCAGCAGCCAUCGGCGGUGGUGGAGGUGCCCAGCGCCGUCAUGUGCCUGGCCUUCCACCCCACGCAGCCGGCCCACGUUGCAGGUGGGCUGUACAGCGGCGAGGUGCUCGUGUGGGACCUGAGCCGUCCUGAGGACCCCUUGCUGUGGCGCACGGGCCUGACCGACGACACCCACACAGAUCCCGUGUACCAGGUGCUCUGGCUCCCCGAGCUCCGGCACAGCCAGCGCUUCCAGGUGCUGAGCGCAGCCGCGGACGGGAAGGUGCUGCUCUGGCAGGGGGGCGCGGGGGGCCGGCUGCGGCUCAGCGCGGGCUUCGCCUUGGCCGUGCAGCAGCUCCCCAGGAACACCAAGCUGAAGAAGCCUCCCCGGGGGGAGACCGAGGUGGGCACCACGGCGGUGGCCUUCUCCAGCUUCGACCCCAGCCUGUUCGUGCUGGGCACAGAGGGAGGCUUCCUGCUCAAGUGCUCCCUGGCGGCGGCGGAGGCCGCCCUCACGCGGAUGCCCAGCUCUGUGCCCCUGCGGGCCCCGGCACAGUUCACCUUCUCCCCCCAUGGUGGUCCCGUCUACUCUGUGAGCUGCUCCCCCUUCCACAGGAAUCUCUUCCUGAGCGCAGGGACCGACGGCCAAGUCCACCUGUACUCCAUGCUGCAGGCCCCGCCCCUGGCCUCCCUGCGGCUCACCCACAAGUACCUGUUUGCUGUGCGCUGGUCCCCAGUGCGCCCCUUGGUGUUUGCAGCUGCUUCUGGGGAAGGUGAUGUGCAGCUGUUUGAUCUCCAAAAGAGCUCCCAGAAACCCACCGUUUCGGUCAAGCAAACCCAGGAUGAAAGGCCCGUCUACUGUCUUGAAUUUAAUUGCCAGCAGACUCAGCUCCUGGCUGCGGGCGAUGCCCAGGGCACCGUGAAGGUGUGGCGGCUGAGCACCGAGUUCACGGAACAAGGACCCCGGGAAACAGAGGACCUGGACCAGCUGGCAGCAGAGGUGGCCACCUGAGGGCGACAGAGCUCCGCGGGGCCGUGGUACGGCGGUAGCGGUGGGCGAGGGGGCUGCACCUGUGCUGUUUCUGAUGGGAGCCGAAUGAAGACAAGAGAAGCUUU